AUGACCAUACUCAUGACGGUGGCUCCGCUGCCUGUGUUCUCCUCCUCACCGCCGCGAGAGGGGAGCGAAGUUGAAAGUUUCAAGAGGAAGCACGGAAAGGCGUGUCUGUCCAAGGCGCGCCCACAGACUCCUAAAGUCAGACCCAACAGCCCAACAUCUGGGCGUUGGCCGCAAUUUCUUGGCGAAAACCCGCAUCUGCCUCUUUUCUCCGCUACACAAUUUCUUUCUUAUUACCGUAUCACGUUUUAUCUGUUGGUCUUAACACGGGCUGCGGGACACGGGGCCGAGGCGUCUGUAGACUCUUGCGAUUUCAGGCUGUGUCCCAAAUAUCACCCCGGAACUCCGCCUCUAGCAGGAGCAACUCCCAGACCACGACUGAAACUACAUUUCUCGAUGGCUGGACUACAAUUGUUCAUUCUCGGCCUUGUCUCCUGCCUUGGACAUGCCCUCACACUAUCCCAGCCGUGGGUUACAAACACAACCACAAACACCACGGCGACCCUCAAGCCCAGGUUGGCGCCCCCUUCGCGCACGUCAAUCUGUGGAUAUUCAACCGGAGACCCAUCCAAGGCCUGGUCAGCGCCGGAUGGAUACGACUGCCGUGUAGACACCUCUCACGGCCUCUGGGGGUUCUGUCCCACGACGGUCAUUGCCGCCCCAGACUGUAGUUUGGGUGGCUAUUGCUUCGAUGACAGCUCCUGUCUGGCCGGAUGCGGCCGACUUCGCAACAACACGAGGAUAGCAACGUGGACAUGCACACCAGAGGACCCUUCCUCGAGAUACUGUUCCUUCGCCUACCUCACCUUCGGGGUUGAUCAGACGUAUAGCUACUAUCACUGUGGCCCCGAUCCCGGCACCGCCCACUACAUGGCGCAGCCGACAGCCGAUAUUCCCGCCAAAACCACGGAUUCAUCCUCCCCGUCAACGCUUUCAGGGCGCUCUUUCUCGUCCGUAGCGGCUGCAACCUCGAGCUCUACAGUCUCCGUGGCUACAUCCGAGCCAACGGCAACGUCUAAUCCCACAACGGCAGCGGAUAACACAAACGCCAUCAUUGGCGGCACCAUUGGUGGUAUAGCACUGGUCUGUGGGUGCGUUGUUGCGGUGGUUUAUCUGAGAAACGUCAGAGCCAAGAAAACACCCGCGUUACCGCCGGGUUACACGAGGGGAGCGUCUCGAGAAGCAGGGACUGCAUCGCUGCCUGUGAAGACGGGUGGCUGGGGACCGAGGGAGCUACCAGGCCUCGAGGCGAGCACUUGA
Metarhizium acridum CQMa 102 is the source of this 1257-nucleotide messenger RNA. RefSeq lists its product as uncharacterized. NCBI's taxonomy places the organism in Eukaryota, Fungi, Ascomycota, Sordariomycetes, Hypocreales, Clavicipitaceae. The record is from RefSeq and is a predicted model, not a curated record.